CACCUCCUACCUUGAAAUCAACCCUGACAGGCCGGUUUAUACCGCCGACCCUGGUAUCCAGUUUCAGUGAAUGUUUAUUCCUAGACCUGGUACAACGUGUUAUUCCUUGCAGGCCACAUUACAACCUAAUCAAUAAAUCAUGAGCUGGUUCCCCCUUGUUCCCAAGGGGAAGUUAGAUGCAGCGGAAGAGCUGGCGAGAAAAGAGUCCAGGCGAACCAAUGACGCGCUGAAACGUGUAAAGGAACAGGAGGAAAGAGCAAAAACACUUGAGGAAGAAAUGCAAAACCUGCAGUUCGAGAAAGAAGAAAAGGGAACGAGAGAUAAAACAAUGAUGCAGUUUUCAUGGGGACCAAAAAACAAGGCAGCAGGCCAGCAGAGAGAGAGAGAGAGAGUCAUCGUGCGUCUUCGUCAGUAUACCGCUGACCAGUCAUAUGUCUAUUUACAAUAAUGAAAUCAGUUUGUAUGCCAUUUGCAAUAUCGCCCCACACCAUGACACUGCCUCGAUACCGGUCAGGAAGUGUGGUCGUGCUCGCCUGUUUUUGUCAUCUUGCAGGUAAAAAUGUCUGCUGGUACUUCUGUCUGAACGACAGGACGCAAAAUGUCGUCAAUUACCCACUCACCAGUCGAAAGUCGAUUUACAAUAAUAAUCAAAUCAGUUCGCCUUUCAUUUAUGAUACUGCCCCACACUUAGACACUGCCUCCAUACCGAUCAUACCGGGUAGGAAAUGUGACCAUGGCAUAUUGCUCGCCGCUACGUUACCAACAACGUAUUCUGCCAUGCAUGAAUCGGGGGCAAAACCUUGAUUAGUCUGACAACAAGGCCGCAACGCCAUUGGCGCACAACCCGUGGUGUUGCGGAGCUCACUCAAAUAUGUGCCGCCUAUUGUGAACUGUUAGGGUCUCACCCUUCAGGCGGAUUGCAUGGAGCCAGUUUUUCAUGGUAGAUUUGCCUGCCUGUUAUUGUACUGAUAACAGAAGCAGAUUUGAUUCCAUUGCAUAGCGCAAUUUAUGCAGUGAUGAUCUUGUCUAGAUGUCAUCUUUUUAAGCCUGUCACGCGAAAGACUCCAUGCGAUUAGCGGUACCUGUCCUUCAGUUGAGAAAUGAGAUUUUAUAUUUAUCUUGUAAACAUUUGUGCAACUUGGGGUAAUGAUGUCCCUGCUAUCUUUCCCACCAACAAAUCGCCAUUUUGUCGGUUCAUUGAUUGUGAGUUCCCCUAUAGGCGCACAACCUUUGGCUUCUCUGUGCACGAGCUGUUAGAUUUGUGUAUUUACAAUUUCCUUGUGAUUAGAUGUUGCGACCAGAUGCAACGCACUGGUAUUGUAACGAUAGCUUCCUUCAAAUCCUUAGUUUCCUUUUUUGUCAGUGGAACAUGUUUGUGUCUAUCUUGCUUUCAACUGAAUACAUUUCAGGAGUUUGAACAACUCCAAAAGAAAUUCUUUAAACACUUGAAAGACCCGGAAGAGAAGGUGAUACAUGCGAAGAUCCUGAUAUUUGGUCCUACCGGUUCUGGAAAGUCCUCCUUCUGCAAUGGCCUGAGAUCAGCACUGAAGGAUUCUGACACACCUGCCACCUAUUACGCCGUUGGUAAUAUCGGCACCACACUUACUAGCAGAUUCCAGUCUACUCAAUAUGGGGACCACUGGAUUAUUGACAUGCCAGGAAUAUUUGAAUCCAGUGUUUUCAAAACGGAGACAAUUGAAGCUAUUGCAUCCGGCAAGGUUCGCUUUGAUGCCCAGAUAACUAAAACUCUGGAGGUGGAAGACGGCCAAUGUCAACAAAAGGCACGAAGGGAUGUGUCAUGUGUUGUUCUGGUACUCCAUCAUAACAUCGAUUUGGGAGAAGAAUUGAAACGUCAGCUAGAUGUCAUCAUAAAAUUAGGGGGAGAUGGUGCCCUGUCCUACCACCUGGUGCUGACUCACCUGGAUGAGUGUGACCCGCAGUUCAAGGACCCAGAUAAUCUCCCUAACCUGUACACUUCCCCUCUAGUACAAGAAGCUGUGAAGAACAUGUCAGAACAAACUGGCAUUCCAGCGUACGCCAUCAGCUACGUCAAGAAUUAUGUGACGGAAACAGAAACAGACACCAAGACCAAGCUGCUUCACCUGAGAGCUCUUGACAGAAUCCUCACCUCUGCAGCUGAACAAGUGGAGAAGUUGAUAGAUUUAAAACGUCAGUCGAGCAUGUAUGAUGAUGCCCCUGACGCCUAGGAGAGGAAGCUGCAUCUGCCGGUUGAGAUAUGUGUGUCCGCUGUGGUAUAUAUGUCUGCCCAGCGAAUGUAAAACUAUGCUGUGUUAUGUAAAUAGAGGCGCUCGCGCAUUAUAUUAAUUAGUGUUCUUCACCAUGGACAUCAUGGUGUCUUCAAAUAUUAAAUAAAAACGAGUACGUGCAUUGUAUUAUCAGAAGAUAACGGAAACAACAUAUAGAUUUUUUCAAAACUCCACAAGACAGUUGUUAAUACAAAACUUCGACCAAACACAUAUAAUUAUGAAAGGAUGUGAUGUUUGUGACAAAACAUUCUAAACUCUGGAGUACAUCAAAUGUAAAUAGAUAAACAGUUUGUAACGCUACAGAACUACUAUGCAUUGGAAAAUAAAUCACCAGUUUGACCGGUCAGGCAUUUAAAGUCAUAAUAAACAACACUUGGACAACCAGUAGAUAGUCUAAUCUGAUGAGAGUAGUAUUUGUAGGUUGUGACGUCUUGUGAUGAUUUGUAGUUCUGCUUCAGUCAGUGUUCUCGUGAUGCGUAUGAAAUAGAUAUGCACCAUUUAGGUUAUUUACGCUCUCUGCAACAUAUUCUCAUGAUAUGCUUUUACACCUUAUUCAUUAUAGCCAAACUUUUUAAGACAUCGGACCGAGCGAAAGCAGUUUCAGAAGAAUGGAGAUACCCUGUCCGAUGUCACAUGCGUUUUCGGCUCCGCAUUAUUACACCUGUCGGGGUAUAUAGUAUUCUUUUCCGUUAGGGUUCAAGUUUCCAGACUAAUAGGAGAAGUGCAAAGUUUGAUUUUAUUAUUUUGAUUUUCUGAAACAUCGUAGCUAUUUUUCGUGGGUUUUUUUUAACUUAGGAUAUGUUUCUAUACCAAUUGGAGAACUGUAGUGAAAGUUUGGUUUCGAUAAGUGGAUUUUCUACGAAAAUGUUUUGUACUUUGAAACACGUAGGAGUCGAAGUCGUGGGUACUAGUGAGCCCUGCACACCUUUUGCCUUGAUCCGUAUGGCAGCCACGAAUGAUGUAAAAUGUGUUCAUGUAUUAAUGUUUUAUGUAUUAAUGUUUAAUGUGAACCUGUUCAUAAAGGAUGAGUGCAUUCAUGAGUGUAUUCCAAAAGUCUUCUUUCUCCAUAAAAGAGGAAAAUAAGUGAUUAUUACGGCAUGUAUAUACAAUUUCACUCCAUGAAUGAGUAGUAACGUGUGCUGUUUACAAGUCAACGAGAAAUAACCAUGAUCCAUGAUCACAUGCUGUUGUAUUUUGACAACUGAUGGCUACGAUCUUUCUUGUAACUAACGGGAUUUUGUAUUAGAAGACUAGAAGUGUUAACGCAAGUAUUAAACAUGUUUUGAGCAUUUGUUAUAAGGAUGGUGUCAACGUAAACUGUUUGUGCUUCUAUGCUCAUCGAUGUGUGUAUGAUUUUAAGUAAAGCUUUCUUGUUAUAAUCACAUUAUGUAAUGCUGCUGUUAGUCGUUUGGGCUUGUUGUAUACUUGUUCUUUCAAUAAAUACCAUUAGAAAAAUG
Molecule: messenger RNA, 3724 nt
Organism: Haliotis rufescens (red abalone)
Lineage: Eukaryota; Metazoa; Mollusca; Gastropoda; Lepetellida; Haliotidae
Product: interferon-induced protein 44-like
Exons: 8
Coding region: 1101-2207 (368 amino acids)
Source: RefSeq, a predicted model, not a curated record